Molecule: messenger RNA, 2671 nt
Organism: Fusarium redolens
Lineage: Eukaryota; Fungi; Ascomycota; Sordariomycetes; Hypocreales; Nectriaceae
Exons: 2
Coding region: 199-2625 (808 amino acids)
Source: RefSeq, a predicted model, not a curated record
CUUCAUUUAUUUUUCCUCUAAUGUCCAUGUCUCUUUGGGUGGUCCUUUGCUUGUCCAUCUCUUCUGGCGAUUGCUGAUGCUUUGACCGUAUCGCUUUUCUUCAACUCAUUUAUAGUGUGGCGUAUUGAUAGUUGAUACUGCUGAGACGCUAGCUAGUUCGCCCUAUAACGGUGGACCAAGCCCAAAACAGCCCCAACCAUGGGGAGUCUUCAGAACCUCCAUUCAUCGCGCGUCCCUGCAAUACAGACACUCCUCCAGCAAUGGACGCCUCUUCUGCAUCCGACAAAGUCACCAGAAGAAGAAUUCCAAGAGAAGUAUAAGGAAGCGCAAGCGCAAUACGCUACAGCGGUCGCGCGCCAACAGGAGGAUCAAGCCAGGUUCGAAACUAAUCUGGAUCAUGUCCUAUCCUGCAUAAACCGCCUGAAAGGACUCAAGGCAGAGCGUGAAGUGCACAAGGAAGAUGAAGAGCGCAAGUAUCAGCAGUUAUUCUUGAAUCAGCAGGAGGCUCUUGUUCUUAGGUUGCUGGAUACAUUCGGUCCUCAGCUGGGUGACGAAUUGUGCACGAAGUGGCGAGAGCAUGCUCAGCUGCCUUUGAACAAUCCUGCCCAGCCGGAUGCUGUCCCUGGCUCGUCAGUUGAAGUGACGACUAACUCGUAUGUUACCCCAAACGCAAGUCCUGUCUUGCAAUCACUACAUCCACCGAAUCCUACAACGCAGAACGCUACGAAUGAGACCGCUCCCAUCUUUCCUACUGCAGAAAGCUCAAGAGAUCAAGGAACACGCACGGCCGACCGAUCUCCAGACGAAGCUCAACGGUCCUCGAAAGCCCAACAAAAAAGACCUGCGAGCCCCCCUCAAGGAAACACCUCCCGCCCUGCAAAGCGAUCCCGGUCGAAUGCACCUCAACCACGAGGACCUCUUACCGGCGACCGAUCGAUCGACUUCGACGACGUAUACCAGGACGGCAACGCCGAAAAAAAAUACAUCAUCACCAAACAUAAGGGCUUCUGGUAUAUUCUUGAGUGCAAGGAGCACAACCUGCACUUCAUGAGCAAUAACCCUAUCCAUGGCGCUCGCAGACACUUGACUGCUGAAGCACAUGGCUCCUUGAACGCCAAGUACGACGACACAGUUCGUCUGCUCGGAACAAGAGUGGUGAAUUGUGAUGAAGAUCUGGCCAAGUUGAAUAAUGAGGCCGCGCAGAGACCUACUUAUGCGCAUUAUGGCAGACCUCUCAGCAGUGUCUCAGCCGGGUCAGCGCACUCCAACAACGAGGGACCUCAGACAAGAAGUACUCAAUUCCUCACUGGAAUUGAUCCACAGCCCGGUGAGGUGUAUACUACCUUUUGGAAGAAGACGAAGCGAUUCUACGCUAUCCUUGUGUUACCGUGGGGUAGUUUCCGCCCGUUUGGCUGGGACAUGAAUCUCAAGGAUAACACGGGCCUUUUGAAGAAGGAUAUCCCUACGUGCUACGACUACGAUCCUGCCACGGAUAAGGUUGAGUGGACUGAGCUCUACAGAGCUGGUGGCAAGUACCACCAUAGGCGGAAGUAUCCAGUGAUGUACAUCGAUGCACCUGUUUUUCCAUGGGAGUGUGCUGUCGGGUGGGUUCCGGUCAACGAGUUUCAUCCCUAUGAUCCCAAGGAUAAGGGGAUUCCUCAUAAGGAUAAGGUUGAUGAGUUUAUCCUCUGCAUGGAGGAGCGGGAUCGGUUGAGGAAUGGCGAUGAAGAAUCGGUAGCUACAGAACAUCAAGCUACCGACUCGGCUCCGGGUAAUGUCUCGGAUCAGCAGCAGAACACUGAAGUCGAGCAGCCACCGUUAGGAUCAUCCAUGCGUUUAGCGAUCGAGAUCCCGGACGACGACAGCGACACUGAAGAAGGACCGGGUAUGAUGCCCCAAGACGCCGACUGGACAUUGGAGGAGCCACGGGUCAAGAUUGAGAAAACGAACGAAGAAGCUCCGACACAGACUUCGGAUGUUGCUGCGACGCAAAUACAAGCCAAUUUGAUAGGCUCAGACGACGCGGGUCAUCAGUGGAAUGGCACCAGUCGUACGCCGACGAUUCCAGACUCGGGUUCGGGUCUUGGUGCCAACAACGGCAUGCUUAAUACUGCGGUACCAAACACCCCUGCGGUCGAGAAUCCCAACAAUUCCUCCUCUAGUGCACCUCCCAGACCCAGUAGACAGAUAUACGAUGAUCUUCUAGCAUCAUGCUGGAAGAGUACCCCCUCGCGAGAGCAGCAAACUGUUCCUAUCGACGAAACCUCACAGCCUGGUCCCCGUGCCCCAGAAGCCGUAAUGACUCCUGGGAAUCAGAAUCAUCCUCCGUCUGCAUCUCGAGGCGCAAAUGGACCUGGCACGUCAGCUCCAUUCGCACGCAUGAAUAACCAGGCUGCGUUUGAGAAUUCUGCUCCAUUGGAGCUGUAUGGCUAUCUAUCUCCUGACUAUACCGCAAACACGACUGCGGAUGUCGCAGGGAAUGGUGGUUUGAGAUGGAUGACGCCAGCUCAAGGACCGUCACAGACCGCGACCGAGGUAACGCGCGACCGUGAGAUAGACAUCCAGAACGCAGCUGCCAGGAGACGUAAUUGGCGACAGCCAUUCGUCAGUGACGGUACCGAUUAAACAGAAACUCGCAAUUGAGGGAGGACUGGAUCUAGGAAAAAAUACA